AUGUUCAAAGUAUUUAAAGGGAGCGGAAUCGAGUCGAGUUAUUCCGUCUCGGCAAAUCCGCUGUUUGUUUCCAACAACACAUGGACGAUCUAUCCGGCCAAGCACCGCACGACCAAGAAGAAGGUUUCGGUCUGGCAGUUCAGCAAGAAGGACCUGGAGGCCCGUCUCCAGGCCAACGGGGUUCUGAACAGGACGAACCGCACAAUGCUCAUGGACGAUAUCUGCACUGUGCUGAGCAACUACGUCGGCAACCUGUCCAAGUUCAAGCACCCGAACUUUUUGACGGUGAUUGAGCCUCUGGAACACCACAAGAACAAGAUGCUGUUCGUCACAGAGUACGUGGUUGACGAUCUGGCGACGCUCAACAAGUCCGAUCUGGACGAAAUCAUCAUCACCAAAGGCCUCUUGCAAAUAGCCUCGGGACUCAAGUUUCUCCACCAGAGCGUCCACACUGUCCACAUGAACCUGACACCCAGCUCUGUCUUCGUGACGGAGAACUUUGACUGGAAAAUAUCCGGGAUGCAGUUUAUUGAGGUGCUGGAGAAUGCAGUGCAGGAGAAGUAUGUCGAUCCGCUGGACUCGCGGCUUCCGUCGUUCAUGAGCAUUGAGUUUCAGUACUCGUCGCCAAACUUGCUACUCAAACACAACGUUGAUUACAUCAACGAUCUUUUUUCUGUUGGUUGUCUAAUUUUCUACCUGUUCAACGACGGACGGUCUCUGCUGGAAUGCUCGAACUCGAGCCUGUUGGAGUACGAGCGGUCGUUUAACAAGCUUAAACAGAUCCUGGGCUCCGCGAACUUACACAACCACGCAAGCUUCAACAGCAUUCCCAGAAACUACAUCGACAUCUUUAUCCGUCUGCUGAAAGAAACCCAGGAGUCAAACAAGGACGUGCUCGUGUUGCAGACGCCGCUCACUGUUGAUGACCUGCUGGCGUCCAAGAUCUUCAACAACGACCUCAUUCGGAUCCUCAAUGUUAUAGACGAAUUCCCGACACUCUCGCAGCAGGAGAAGAUCGAGUACCUUGCGAAUCUGACGAAGGACCUCUCCAGCUUCCCGCGCGCUCUCCUCAUCAACAAGUUCAUUCCCUUGCUGUCUGGUCUGAUCACCCCGUUGCUUUCUGCCAAGAGAGUGAGCGAAGACGACCAGAAAAUCAUUAUUCUCGCCUCGCAGAACCUGCUCAUCCUCAGCAACCAACUCUCGCAGCUCACCUUCAGCGACAAGAUCUUCCCGCUGCUCAACAGAAUCCUAAACGAGCAGAACAUGCCUGGCUACGAUCUUUUGCUGGUCUCGAACAUUGACACCGUCAGGACGAAACUCGGCGCAAACGAGAACGAUCUCGGGUCCAAACACACACAGCUGUUCCAGAAACUGCUCAGCAAACUCUUUGAAAAGUCUGUGGUUGCCAGCAAUGACCCCAGCACCGUCCAGCUGCAGGAGAAAGUGCUCACCAGUCUGGCCGUCUUCCUCAACUACCAAACAUACUCCGCCAUUACUACGCAGAUAUUUCCGGCGGUUUGCCAGCUGUUCAGCACAACAAGCUCGCUGAAAAUCAAGAACCUCACCAUCAACGCGUUCAUACUUAUGAUCAGCGGGAUGAACGAUAAGAACUUAGACAACUACAUCAUCGUCGAGAAGCUGCUGCCCCUGGUACAGAACACGCAAGCCUCGAACUUCAAGAACGCAAACUUGCUGAUGAACAUGGUGCGGUUAUACGAAAGCUUAUUUCAUAAGCUCAACAGGUCGCCGCCAACCAUCUCUGUCGCGAAACAAGAGGUUGACGUGUCGGAGCUGAUCCGUGACUCGAUUUUUUUCCAGCUCUGGAAGCUCACUAAUUUUGUGUCCAGAAAAAGCGACCUCGACGGCAUAUUCCGCAUCAUCGGGGAGAUAGAGACGUAUCUAAGAAACUCCGUCACUGCGAAGCUCAAGGAGACAAACGCAGACUCGUCUCCACUGCCUGCCGUUGUCAACUCUGCUGCCUCUGCUACCGCAGCUGCCAAUCCCUUAGAGGACUUCGAGGACUUCCAGGCUGCUCCGUCCAAGUCGGCGCCGCUGCGCCUCAAGCCUACCAAGCAGUACGCCCUGCCGGUCGCCCCGGCUGCCCCGGCUGCCCAGGCAGCAGCCCCUGACAUCCUGUCGUUCGGAGCAGCUAGCGCGCAACCGCAAACUGUGCACAGCCAGCAGACGUUGGCCGUCAUGCAGCCGAUGAAGGCGACGCGGGUGUCUUCGCCGCAGCCAACGCCGCCCGCAAUCGACUGGAACAAGACGAUGGCGCCCAAGCUGCGCACCGCGACACCGGCCUACGACUCUCUGAUAUAA
Ogataea haglerorum is the source of this 2319-nucleotide messenger RNA. RefSeq lists its product as uncharacterized. The record is from RefSeq and is a predicted model, not a curated record. Lineage: Eukaryota; Fungi; Ascomycota; Pichiomycetes; Pichiales; Pichiaceae. Gene Ontology annotation, biological process: protein phosphorylation. The transcript has a single exon. Bases 1 to 2319 code for a protein of 772 amino acids. Gene Ontology annotation, molecular function: ATP binding; protein kinase activity.